AGCCGGCCGCCGGCACAGGGGCUCAUCAGUUGGUGCGCGGUGCUGAGGAGGGGAGGAUCCGGAGCGUGUGAGGUGCAACUUCACCUGGAGGUGUGGCACAGAGGAGAGGAAAACAUCGCUUCUGUUGCUGCUAGUGGGAACAAGAUGACGCUCACAAUGCGGCUAGCAGCCGUCCUGCUGGUCUGUUGGACGGUGGCGAGUCACGCCGAGGCUCGCGAAAAACGACAAGCGAUUCAGUUUGGCGUCGAGCCGCGUCCGUUUGACUCAGACUGCGUGGACUACGCGCGCCGGCCGGGCCGCUGCGGCCCGCUGCGCGACUGUCCCGGCUGGCUGCGGGUGGUCUCCAACCACCCCAGCCAACAGGACGUCCACAACCUGAGGAACAGCCUGUGCGGCCGGACUCCCAACCAGGUGCCGCUCAUCUGCUGCCCGCGCAGCGCCGGACCCAUCAAGGAGACCAUCCAACCGCCCACCGCACCACCCACCCGACCCACCCCCCGGCCCACCGCGCGGCCCACGCAGCCGCCGCCGACCCGGCCUCCGACCCCGCGGCCCACCCAGCCGACCGGCGGCGACCGGGUGCCCGAGGAGCACCCCAACCGGCGCCUGCUGCCCAACGACAACGCGUGCGGCAUCAACAUCCACAACCGGAUCGUGGGCGGCAACGUGGCCGACCUGGCAGAGUACCCGUGGCUGGCCAUCCUCGGAUACGAGGUGGUCGGCACCGGCUCUGUGGAGUUCAACUGUGGUGGCACCCUCAUCAACAACCGGUACGUGCUGACGGCGUCCCACUGCGUGGUCAGCUUGCCGUCCGACUUCCGACUCACCUCUGUCCGGCUGGGAGAGUACAACCUGCGCACCGCCGUCGACUGCCAGGUGCAAGGAGGCCGGGAGGUGUGCGCCGACCCGGUGCAGGACUUUGGCAUCGCCCAGGUGAUCGCGCAUCCCGACUACAACAAGCCGAACCGGUUCUGGAACGACAUCGCGCUGCUGCGGCUCGACCGACAGGUCCAGAACAGCUUAUACGUCAGCCCGCUGUGCCUCCCAUUCGGCGACUGGAGGACCCGGGACCUCGGUAACACCAACCUCUGGGUGGCCGGCUUCGGACUCACGCAGGCCUUCGGCGACUCGAGUGACCUGCUGAUGGAGCUGAAGGUGCCCGUCGUGUCCAACGAUCAAUGCGCCCAGGUGUUCCGCCGACAGCAGGCCGUCAUCGGGCCGAACCAGAUGUGUGCCGGCGGGGAGGCCGGCCGCGACUCGUGCUCGGGCGACUCGGGAGGUCCUCUGAUGGGAGUCAACCAGUUCGGACCGCCGUACAGGAUCGUGGGCGUGGUGUCGUUCGGCGUGACCCGCUGCGGCACGGCCAAUGUGCCCGGAGUGUACACCCGGGUCGGGCAGUACCUCAACUGGAUCAUGGACAACAUCCGGGCCUAGGUGACGACCAGGGAGGUACGACAGAUGUGCUGGAGUAAGAAGAAUGAUGGCACAGAGAGCAAAUAAAAAGGAGACCCGGCGAAGGGGAGAGCAAGGAGAAAACUGUCCAAGCUGUAGCGUCAUGGAGAGUACAUCGACUGGGACGCUAUCGGAUACCAUAGAUGUCGCUUUGUCCUGAGGACAGAACACCCGAGGUCGAGACGCGGUGUUGGAGCGAGGUGCACCGAUGGAGACGGUUGUGGGCACCGGUUGUGCUGAUUAAUACGAAAUAACUUUUAUGUACAAUUGUGAAAUUGGAAUUAUACUGCUUUCGGAGAUUAUUGUAAUUUUACAAAGUGGUGUUCUGUUGUGCACUGCUUCAUCUAAAUAAUUAAAACGGAUUAAAAGCGAUUGUGAAUUGGGAGCGGAUGAAAGCAAUGUUGUCAAGUUUCAUCAAGGUCAAUCAAGUUUGAAGAAUCGUGAUCCAAGUGACAUUAGAACUUGUUUCUGAACUACUCAAAUGACCAUCAACUUUGUGAGUGUAAAACUUUUUAGCAUAAUCGUGCGUUUUUACAUGCAUCCAUAAUUAGAUGAUAGGGUUUUUGGGCCAUGAACUGAUAGAAGUUUUCUGUCAUAAGCAUUGUACUCAUUGGUCAUGCUCAGUUGAAACAUCUGUUGUUAAAUGCAAGCCGUAUGUGUGAAUAUAUGAAAUGUAUGAUAGUAUGAAUGUACCGGAAGUCGAAUAAGUGAAUGAGGAUCGCUGUUACGAUGUUCAGUGAUCAUACGUUGACCACCAUUUUAGUAUGAUAUUGUGGUGAUGUAUGUUAUGAGCGCAAUGAAACAAAUGCUUGUUUUAGUGCUUAUGACUUGCUUGGAGCCCCACUGAAAUGGUGAGGUAAACGAAUAAAACGGAAA
Molecule: messenger RNA, 2328 nt
Organism: Amphibalanus amphitrite
Lineage: Eukaryota; Metazoa; Arthropoda; Thecostraca; Balanomorpha; Balanidae
Product: phenoloxidase-activating factor 3-like
Exons: 7
Coding region: 145-1434 (429 amino acids)
Biological process (GO): proteolysis
Molecular function (GO): serine-type endopeptidase activity
Source: RefSeq, a predicted model, not a curated record